Molecule: messenger RNA, 891 nt
Organism: Rubroshorea leprosula
Lineage: Eukaryota; Viridiplantae; Streptophyta; Magnoliopsida; Malvales; Dipterocarpaceae
Source: the annotation of a GenBank genome assembly
AGUACGGAGACCCUGAAACAGAAACCAGAGAUUUAAAAAAAAAAAGAAAAAAAAAAGAAGGACACAUGCAUGCCACGGUAAUUGCUAUUGCUGAUGCUACCCCACUCAACGGACAAGAUUCCUUCAAUCUUCACCACUCAUCGUCCGAUCCCAGAAAUCAGAGUUUAAGAAUUCCUAACCAUGGUUAAUAUCUGGGCUUCUGUCUUGAGUUAAGAGUGUGUCUGUGCCUCUGUUGUGUUUUUGUUCAGGUUCUCUCACAGGCCACAAUUCUUUCCCUCUUCUUCCUCUUCUUCGGUUGCUUAAUGUUAUUGUUAUUAUCAGUAGAUAGAAGUUGGUAGAUUUAUUGAUAGGUUUCGAUUUAGAUAAGUUUCUAUUUUUAGGAAAUUCUGAAUUCUCAGAUCUACGGAUUUUAAUCGUUUUGUUUCUGGUUAUUUCUUUCGCAGAUGUAUUUGUUUUCAGGAUGAUCCUUGUACAGAGAACAUUUUCCUUCAGCUUCUCGGGAAAUUUUCAGUUUUUUUUUUCUUUUCUUUUUUCUUUUUUUUUCACUUCAAUUCUUGACAGAGAUAUGGGGUUUUCGUUAAUUUACUAGUUAAAAUUUCUCCAGAUCUGUUCUCAUUUCACCAAGUUUUCUUGCUGUUCAGCUUAGCAAAAUCUUCAAAAUUUUUUUUUUUUUUUUUUUUUUUCACUUCAAUUCUUGACAGAGAUAUGGGGUUUUCGUUAAUUUACUAGUUAAAAAUUCUCCAGAUCUGUUCUCAUUUCACCAAGUUUUCUUGCUGUUCAGCUUAGCAAAAUCUUCAAAUUUUUUUUUUUUUUUUUUUAUGUCCAGGAAAGUAAAUAUAAGAAGAAAGGAUGAAUUAUUUCCCUGACGAAGUUCUAGAACACGUUUUCAAU